AUGGUAAGAGGCUCUAUAUAUGAAAUAGACAGCGUGACAAUGGAAACUGUUUUGGCUGUGGAUCCGGCUACCAUGAUCAUCAAAGAGUGCAUCAAUCUUUGUUCCACCAUGAACAAACAGUCUAGAGAUAAGUCACAGACAACUGUGGCUGCAUUGCUGGGUGGGGGUAGUGAUAUAUUUAUAAAUCAAAGUGAUUUGUUUGUUGACAGCUUCCACAGUUUGUCAGAUUCUAAACAUUAUGACAGUCUGAUCUCUGGCUUGGUACAGCUACGACUGAAAAUUAAUGAUUUGAAAUGUUUGGAUGAUAUGAAUGCUCUAGAACUGUUAAAUCCAUUUUUACAAAUAGUUAGUGUGAGUUCAGUAUCAGGCUAUACUACUUCUUUAGCUCUGGAUUCGUUACAGAAAAUUUUUACUUUAAAAAUUAUAAACAAAGCAUCUACCGAUAUUCAAAUUGCUAUUAGGGAAACUGUUGUUGCUUUAACACAUUGUAGAUUUGAAGCCUCAAAGCAACUUUCAGAUGACUCCGUUUUAUUAAAAGUCGUCAUCUUACUGCGCCAAAUAAUAAUCUCUUCCUUUGGGGAUUAUCUUUCUGACACUAUAAUAUAUGAUGUUUUGCAAACAACACUUUCCUUGGCAUGCAAUAUGCAAAGGAGCGAAGUUUUGAGGAAAACGGCUGAAGUUACAAUUGCAAGGAUAACCGUUAAACUAUUCACAAAGUUGAAAUUACUAGAUCCACCUACAAGAACGGAAAAAUACAUCAAUGACGAAAGUUACGCCGAUAAUAAUUUGAAGGAUGACAUCAUAGGUACUACUGUGCCUGGUAAAGAAUUGAGUAGUAUUGAUGACGAUGAUGACGAUAACUUUGUUGCUGACAAUCAUAAAAAUGAAAAUGUAACUGAGCAGGUUAGCAGGGAGCGAAAUUAUAAUCAAGAAAAGAGCAAAGCAGUUGAGCCAAAUUAUGGAAUAACAGUCAUUAAGGAUUAUUUAGGAUUACUACUAUCACUGAUUAUGCCAGAGAAUAUAAUGAAGCAUACAACUUCGGCCAUGAAUUUGUCUUUACAGCUAAUAAAUACCGCUAUUGAAAUAUCGGGUGACAAAUUUCCUCUCUACCCCCGACUGUUCAAUCUAAUUUCUGAUCCUAUUUUUAAAAGCAUUGUGUUCCUUAUACAGAGCUCUACUCAACAUUAUCUUUUGCAAGCUACUUUACAAUUAUUCACGAGUUUGGUUGUAAUACUGGGUGAUUAUUUACCUAUGCAAAUAGAAUUGACUUUGAGGAGGAUAUUUGAGAUUCUAGAGGACGCAGCUGGUGCCGAUAAUGUGAUUAAGCAAAAACCACCCUCAAUCAAGGAAUUGAUUAUUGAACAGCUCUCUGUAUUGUGGAUUCACUCCCCCGCGUUCUUUCUACAACUUUUUGUAACUUUCGACUGUAAUCUGGACAUGUCGGAUCUUUCGAUCGACUUUAUAAAGGAGCUAGCAAAAUUUUCUCUACCAGCAGCAGCAAUCAAUACUUCUAAUAAUGUUCCUCCCAUAUGUCUUGAAGGAGUAGUUUCACUUAUUGACAAUAUAUAUAAUGACUUACAGGGAUUGGAUAAGGCAGAAUUUGUAAAGCAUCAGAAAGAAAUUGAAAUUUUAAAGCAGAGAAAUAGGAAAACCGAAUUCAUAUUGUGUGUUGAAACAUUCAACGAAAAGGCAAAGAAGGGUAUCUCGAUGUUGAUUAAGAAAGGAUUUAUUGAAUCAGAUUCCGAUAGAGCCAUUGCUUCUUUUCUAUUCCUGAAUAAUGGACGUUUAAACAAAAAGACUAUAGGUUUGUUACUAUGUGAUCCGGGGAAAAUAUCACUAUUAAAGAAAUUUAUAGAUCUGUUUGACUUCAAAGGUUUAAGAGUUGACGAGGCAAUUAGAAUUUUAUUGACAAAAUUUAGAUUGCCAGGAGAAUCUCAACAGAUUGAGAGAAUUAUUGAAGCAUUUUCAGCAAAAUAUUCAACCGAUCAAAGCAAAAAUAAGAUGGAACUAGAUGAAAGAAAAUUGGAAAACAAUGACGUAGAGUCAGUGAUAGAAGACGAAUCUAUUUUUAUACAACCUGAUGCAGACUCUGUGUUUGUUCUGAGUUAUUCGAUAAUCAUGUUGAACACAGAUUUUCAUAACCCCCAGGUUAAGGAACAUAUGUCUUUUGACGACUAUUCCAACAAUUUGCGGGGAUGCUAUAAUGGUGGAGAUUUUCCUUCCUGUUACCUGCAAAAAAUUUACACAUCCAUCAAAGUUAAGGAAAUAGUUAUGCCUGAGGAGCAUCACGGAAAUGAAAGAUGGUUUGAAGAUGCUUGGAAUAAUUUAAUAUCUUCAACAUCUGUGAUGACAGAGAUUCAAAGAGGUUUUAAAAAUCCAGUUUCCAAGCUGGUUCAAGUUGACAUUCUUCAGUUUGAGAAGGCAAUUUUUUCAAAUGUUAGAGAUAUUAUCUUAAAAACGCUACUCGAUAUAUUUGCGGUUGCAUCCAGUGAACAAAUAUCGUUACGUAUUUUGGACACAAUACGCAAGUGUAUUUUUAUCAACUAUUACUUCUCCUUCGACCAAUCAUUCAACGAUAUCAUUCUUCGUCUGGGAGAAAUGACGACACUGGCGCAUACUAAUUCAAAAGAGGAUCAUCUAGAUGCUGAGAGCGUUCCCUUGGUUGAGAUAUUUGUCGAAGAUACAGAGUCAAAAAUAUCCAUUAGUUGCCAAAGUAUAAAACUUGGACAAAACUUUAAGGGCCAGUUAUGUACCGUACUAUAUUUUCAAAUCCUCAGAGAAAUGAGGGAUCCUAGCGUUAUUUCUACUGAACUCUGGAGUCAAGUCAUUCAAAUCAUACUGAAAUUAUUCGAGAACUUAAUGAUGGAAUCAAAUUCGGAAUUUUUCAAUAAUUUCCAUACGUUCUUAAAACUUCCCGAAUUACCGUUACCAGAACCAGAUAUCUCUAUUCGCAAGACAAAGAUGAAUAGAAGCCUCCUUUCUACAUUUGCAUCGUAUUUGAAGGGUGAUGAAGAGCCUUCGGAAGAAGACAUCGACUUUUCUAGGAAAGCACUUGAAUGUAUUAAGACCAGCUCUGCCUUCAGCUCAGUCUUCGAAAAUAGUCAUAUCAUUACCCCUAAGUUGGUUGAAGCGCUUCUUUCUUCUCUUGUGACUGAUAGAACGAAUGAAAACUCUCCUUAUUUCGAGCAGGACCUUCUUUUUUUGUUGGAAAUAGCCAUUAUAGUGAUAUCAGAAGCACAUUAUGAGAAAGAACUUGGCACGGUAAUUGCCGAACAUGUGGCUAAUAUUUCAAAUUUAGACGGCCUUACCAAGGAGGCUGUUGCAAGGUUUGGCUCCUACAAAAUGUUUUUGGUUUCAAGAUUCAAUAACCCACAGAACAUUUUAAAUGAUUUGAUAGAGCAUGAUUUUUUGAUCAAGAAUGAAAUUUUCAACACUAAAUUUUAUGAGAGCGAAUCGGGGAAGCAGGUACUGGAUAGUCUGUUUAAAUAUCUAGAAGAGGUAAAGUACAAUGAGCAGGUUCUCAAUAAUGUAGGUUUUUGGAAGUUUUUAAGGAAGCUAAUGUCAACUAAAGACAGUCAAUUGAUUGUCUACCAAUUUUUGGAGAAGUAUAUUCAGAACGGUGAAAUAUUUUUAGAUGAUGGGAAUUUCAUGAACAUACUAAGUCUGCUUGAUGAGAUGUCAUGUGCUGGAGCCGUCGGUAGAGAAUGGGAACAAAAGUGUGAAAAGUUACUAGAUAAUGGUGGCGGAGCACCUGUAGACAAUCCAUAUCGUUCCAUUAUUGAUAUUUCCAGCCGUUCCAUUAAUAUCACGGCCGAUUUACUUUCGGCUGUUAAAGCGAGUAAUACUGUACUUAACAAGACGGAAAUUAUAGCUGCUAUUCAGGGUCUUGCUCACCAAUGUCUCAACCCUUGCGAAGAAUUGGGCAUGCAAGCAUUGCAAGAGUUAGAAUGCCUUUUAUUAUCUCCUACCAGUCAAAUUCGGUCGGAAGAAGUUGCGUUGGACGAUCUAAUAGAAGCUGGAUUAUUGCCGAUAUUCGAACUAGAUGAAAUCCAAGAUAUAAAAAUGAAACGAGUUACAGAUAUUUUAUCCGUACUUUCUAAGAUUUUUCUGCAUCAACUUGUAGAAGGUACCGCAAAUAACGAAACUUUUUUGAGGGUGCUAAAUGUGUUUAACAAGUAUGUAGAUGAUCCUACAGUGGAAAAGCAGUUACAAGAGCUGAUUAUUUCUAAGAGAGAAAUACAAAAGGAAGAGGCAAAUAUUGACGUAACAGUACCAACUAAUUCAGAAGAAUUGACGUUAUCAAGUAAUCAUAGGUAG
Messenger RNA from Saccharomyces mikatae IFO 1815, 4317 nucleotides. RefSeq names its product Arf family guanine nucleotide exchange factor GEA1 (gene GEA1). The record is from RefSeq and is a predicted model, not a curated record. Gene Ontology annotation, molecular function: guanyl-nucleotide exchange factor activity. The coding region runs from base 1 to 4317 and encodes 1438 amino acids. Lineage: Eukaryota; Fungi; Ascomycota; Saccharomycetes; Saccharomycetales; Saccharomycetaceae. The transcript has a single exon. Gene Ontology annotation, biological process: regulation of ARF protein signal transduction.